AUGUCGAAGCCGUCGAAACCAUAUCGUCGCGAUCUUCAGUUCCGUGGCUUCGCUGAGGGCCUGACGUACCUCAGCAGCGACGGCCAAGCCCAGUGUCAUUAUUUCGGCGGCGUCCCGUACGCCCUCCCACCCGUCGGCCCCUUUCGCUUCCAAAAGCCACGAUCCCUACCACCAUGCUACCGCUACGGCACAAAAGCGAACCCAGGACGAUACACAGGCGGCUGUGGAUUAUGCCCGCAGCCCGGCUCCAACACGGAAACCCUUGACGAGCCCACCUGGGACGAAGAUUGUUUGCAAACCAACAUCUGGAUUCCAGCCGGGCCAUCGCCAGCAGAAGACGGCGGGUUCCUGCAAUGGGGUAGCCCGAACGGACUCGACCUCCGCGCGCUACUCAGCGAGUCCCCCGUGCAAUGCGUCGUCGUGGCUCCCGCGUACCGCCUAAACGUAUUCGGGUUUCUCGCAUCCAAAGAGCUGAUCGACUCGUGUCCUCCUUGUGAUGGUUUUGGCGUUAAUCUUGGCUUCUGGGAUCAGCGCAUGGCUUUGCAGUGGACGUAUGAGAAUGUCAGCUAUUUUGGCGGGAACGCGGCGAAUAUUACUGUCGGGGGUUACUCGGCGGGUUCGCACUCGGUGUUCCAUCAGCUGUCGUACGAUCUCGGUUGCGCGGAUGGGAAGGCGGUUGUUAAGAGGGCGGUGAUGCUGUCGAAUGGGCCGGGUAUGCAACCGAAGAGUUUGGUAGAGGCGCAGGACCAGUUUGACGAGCUAUUGAGGGCGCUGGGUAUCGAUUUGGUGAAGUCGCCGGCUGAGAAGUUGGCACGGCUUCGUGAGUUGAGUCCAAGGGCGAUUGUGGAAGCGAGUAACGGGAUCAAGCUGCAUCAGUUCCGCGCUGUUACUGAUGGGGAGUUUGUGCGGCAUGGGCUUCUCGAAGAGCUGUCGAAUGGUGUUUAUGCGGAGCGCAUGAAACGCCGCAACGUUAAGCUCAUUAUUGGCGAAUGCAGCGACGAGCAUCAUGUCUACGGUCUUUGGCGACCACCUAGACCGGGCUUCGACGAUAUGUUGAACCGUCUUGAAGCUGACUACCCUCGCGAGGCAUGCAAGGUGUUGAUGUCGCACUACUUCCCUAAUCGCAAACUGCCGUCAAAGUACUCGAGCUGGCAGGCGGCUUUCGGUCACAUCUACGCUGAUGUUCAGAUUCACGCAUUGCGUCGCGGAAUGGUUAAUGCGUUGAUGAAGCAUGGGGCGGGAGAUCUCAUCCAUAGAUACCGUAUCGAAUGGCGAGCGCAGUGUGUUGAUAAGGAACUACCUAAGCACUUUGGUGCAAGUCACGGCUCCGACAUGGCGAUAUGGUUCUGGGGUAAUGGAAGCGACCUGACUGAGGGGGAGAAGCAGAUCGCGUUGAAGACAUUCCACGAACCACUGAGCAGGUUCUUGAAGGGCGAAGAGAUUGAUUGGGGUACGCAGCAUGCGAUGCAAUUGAGGACACUGAAGAGCAAUGGGAAUGUUGCUAUCGAAGAAGACAUUCGACUGGAGGAAGGGUUGAGACUGUGGAAUGCACUGAAGACGGCUGGCGCUACUGGCGACCCGAAGGAUACUGCAAAGUUGUAA
Alternaria conjuncta is the source of this 1602-nucleotide messenger RNA. RefSeq lists its product as uncharacterized. Lineage: Eukaryota; Fungi; Ascomycota; Dothideomycetes; Pleosporales; Pleosporaceae. The transcript has 2 exons. Bases 1 to 1602 code for a protein of 533 amino acids. The record is from RefSeq and is a predicted model, not a curated record.